UAAGGAGACGGGUAAGCGCGGGAAAUUCCGAACUCCCAGAAGUGCGAAAAAUGAAAUUUCAAAUAUGGUUACUUUUCGGUAGAAAAUGAUGAAAUUAUAUCGAAGAUGUUUAGCUUUAUUUUGGCCAUUUUGUGGAUAAAAAGAUAAUAUAAGUUAGCGGAGUGUUCGUUUAGAAAGAUGAGUAAAUUAGAACACGAGGUAGGAUGAAAGAAAACGCUAUUUUUUAUCGCCAAACUUGUUGUUGUCAUUUCAUGUGUUGUAAAAUUUGUUUGUGUAUACUGAGGUAUAAAUUUUGGUAAUAAAUGUUCAAUAUAUGUUGUGUAUUGUAUUUUAUGUUGAACUAAACGUUUAAUUGAAAGUGCUUUUACUUUAAAAGUUGAUAUAUAUUAAAUUGUCUGUAUGAGUGGGGAAAUGUUGAGUUUAAUAUUAUGACAGUUCCUUGCGAGGUUCCUUGCUAAAUUUCGAGUCUGUAAGUGGGCACAUUAUAUCUGGGUUUUGAGAUUUCUGUUUAUUAGCCUUUCAGUGAAUUCAAGCUACUAAUUGUCAGUUGUGUGUAAGAUAUUUAUAAAAAUUAAGUCACUUCCAAAAUGCUGUUUCAGUGUUUGUCAGCUAUCAGUUGGGAUAUUUUGUCUGUUGUCAGUUUAUAAAUAUAAUGAAAUUAUCUGUAGUUAGUUACUACAAGUAAGUAAGUAACUGCUUUCAGAUGAUCUUGUUUAUUUCUGGCCAACAGUCAGUUACCUGCUGAGUUUGAAUGGCAAUGCCAAAUUGUACCACAUUUACUUUUAGUUACCCCCCCCCCCUGACAAUAUUAGGUUGAUGCAUGCUUAUGGAUGUCGUAGUGGGUGUGCAGGGCUGCCGAGAUGAGGGGGGGGGACACCAUAUGUCUAUUUUAAAGUCCCAGGCCCUACCGAUUGUAGGCACUAUAAUUAUUGCAAUCCUAAAAUUAUGUCACAGAGCGUGGGAAAAAUUUUGCGGCAGGGCAUUAGGGGUGCACCAGAACUGGUAUUUUGAGUCCUGGCUAGAUCCAUAUCUGGCUGGGAAUAACCUGUGAUCAGACCUUCAUUUUUCUUGUGGCGGGCCUGAUACCAAAUGUUAUUAAUAGUUUGUGUCCUACAACCGCCUGUACUGCAGUAGUGUAGCUGUGAUUGGCUAUUUCUAGCAUGAAUAUCAGCCAUAUUUAAUCAUUUUUUUGAUUGGUUACUACUAAUUAGGUAAUGAAUACAGUAUUUAGUAACUACAGCACUUGGACUGUUGCUGUUGACAUUUUUUCUUCUGGGACAUUUUGAUUUCAUACUAAAUAUAAAACUAUAUAGUGUGGAUGGAAAGUAUGUAAUACAGAGCAUGAUUGCAGGUUAGGCUGGAAGUUUAAAAAAAUCUAAUCAACUUUAGUUACUCCCAUGUAAGAAACUUCUAUACUUAAAAAUAUGAUAAAAUGGACCUCAAAGAGUUAGAAUGCUGAGGGAUGGAUCCAGCAUGAUCUGGUGGAGAGGAGGGGGGGGGGGGCUCUGCAAGCUCUUGUGCCAAGUUGUGUCGGCCGUGUGUGCCACCUGCCUAUCAACAUACUGUAUUUGAAUUGUAAUUGUUGUUUACAUUUCGCUUAUCAUCAUGUUAUUGCUCAAAUUACUGUAUCUGAUUUUGUCUCCAUUAUUUUUUGUUUUAUCAUGAAAAAAUAGCACCCCCCCUGCACAGCCCCUGGGCUAGGGGGAGGGGUGUACACAUCACCAGUAAAUUCAUUCCUGUUAGAAUGUAGGUUGUUCAAUCUUAGGUUGAUGUUUUACCAUUUACUUUUUUUUAAUGAAGACUGUAUUGUAACUAUUCUGGUUCCUGCAAUAGUUUUUCAUCAGUUCCAGCCCAAACCAGGGCUGUACAAAAUAAGGGUUACAAUUGGAAUACAUAUCUUGCACCACUAUAGUAGUAAAUCUGCCUCUGAGUCCAGCGCUAGGACAUUAAAGCCUGGUUUCCAUAUGGUCGUAACGGUCGUAAAGAUUGAGUCACGAUCUUUCUCAUCAGCCGAAAUACAACAUUUUACUGACAACUGAAAAUACGCGGAGUGAUUAUAACUAUAGAGAAUACUUAUGAUUUAUAUGUGGUUAACAGGUAUAAACUAUUAUAAACUGGCCGUUGAGAAAGUCGUGACUCUAUUUUUACGACCAUAUGGAAGCCAGACUUAAGGGAGACAAGAGGUUUUAUCAGAACUUUGAAAGAUCAGAAUUGAAAAAUCAGAAGUAAUGGUUUCAGGAUAUGGGCCUUUACUUUUAAAUACUGCAUGGGCAUGAAAAUGCGAAAUAUUUUUCAUGUCAAGCGGAAACUGUUGCUUCGCUAAUCGGUAUGAUAUAUAGAAAAUUGAGGCUGAGCUAGCUCUCUUUUCUUUGCUUUUUACCAAUAAAACUGCCUGGGUUCCCAUGCAUAUACCAGCUGAACGGUGACUGGACAAGUAUAGCCCUGUUCAAGUCGGAGACUAGGCUGGGUUUCAGGGUAAAGGGCACUUUUAAUACAUAACACUGGAGUCACUGACCAGCAUGGGUGGAGUCCCAUCCAAAAGGUGCCAUCCAGUGUCGGGAUUCAGUGAAUGGAAUGUUCCAAGGUGUUUUCAUUGUGUUUAAAAAUCCCACUGUUCACCAUACCAUUCCGAGUCACUAUUUUGACGUUCAUGUAAAGCCUGGUUUCUAUGUGAUCGUAACGGUCGUAAAAAUUGAGUCGCGAUCUUUCUCAACAGCCUAUAAAUACAACAGUUUAGAACUGAAAAUAGGCAGCGUGAUUAUAAAUAGAGAAUGCGUAUGAUUUAUAUGUGGUUUACAUGGUAAAAACUAUUAUAAACUGACCGUUGAAACCAUACAGAAACCUGACUUGAAAGGCCAUUACAAACGACACAUCACAAGUAUCACAUAUGCAACACUUUAGUUUAUAUGCCAUGACAUAUAUUAUUGUCCAUAUAUUUUCAGAUUGCGGCUAUUUGUAAUACUGAUGAAGGAGCAAACGAUUUGUUCCGUCGUCUGGAUGAGUUCAUUAAAAAUCGGCAGGCAAUGGCGAAACCUGUUCAGAUGGAAAAAAUCUUCGAACAAUUAAAGAAUGUUUUGAAAAAGGUUUGUGAACUUGAACUGUUUGUGCCAGUCUAGGUAGUGGCAAUAAUACAUACAUACAGAUAUUUCACAGCACACUCCCUAUCAGGGCUUUUCAGUGACUGGUUACAUUAUGAAUAGAUAGAUAGAACCGAACUGACGUGAAGCAGACCGAAGUAGACUUUGAGCUUACAAAUGGCGCUUGAGCAGCCGCUAUUAGUCCAUACCUCAUUAAUGAUCUGCCUCCAGACCUUAUGUGCCUAACCCACCCUGUCAACUUUCUCUGUGGGAGGAAACACGGAGUACCCGGAGAAAACCCACGACUUUCGGCAGAGCGUUGACUUACUCUUUUCACAUGAGGACUGGGUUCGAGUCACAUUGAGAAGUUCUCACCAGGGUUCGUACAAAACUUCAAAGUCCUUGAAUGUCCUUGAAUUUGUAAAGAAGUACUUGAAUGUCCUUGAAUUCUUCUUGCUUUAGUUUUUGGAUAUUUUCUGAAAUUGUUUGACAUUCAAGACGGGCAUUUUGUUGAACUGAUUUUGCAUUUUCAUAUCUGACCUCAUUAUAAAGUUACGUUUUGAACAAUUCAACGUCCGAUUUUGCUGAUUUCUAACACCUUCUUCAGUAUUUAGUCCUUGAAUUUGCUGACACACGGCCUUGAAUGUCCUUGAAAAGUCCUUGAAUUUGACUCUUCCUGACAUGUACGAACCCUAUCUCACUGAGGCUUGAACCUUAGAGGUGAAAGGCAAGUGCGCUAACCACUUCGCCACCGAAGCCCCAAUAUGAACAAGCUGUCGUUGGUAAGGAUGCAACUACCUUAAAAAUAUAAGGAGAAUUUCGACGUUUCUGGAAAACCAGGAUACAUUAUUUCUGAAACACAAAUCACACUACAGUAUGAAACAAAUUAGGUUUCUGAAUGGGAAAUAUUUUUGCUUCUUGCCAAUCCUGGUAUAUAUGCUUUCUUUCUCUAAUAAUAUUUUCGAAAGUGAAACGCAUAGAUAUCGUAUAUACACUAGAUAGCGCAUCUCUUUUAGUAAAAUUGAAGCCAUGAAUAUUACAGCGGUUACCCCCAUUCGAAUAGAUGGUGGCCAUGUUGGUAAUUCCCACUCGCUAUAACAAACGCUUAAAAAACAACAAUAAUUUUCAUCAUUUGAAUAGUUUAAAAAUGUAUUUGGAAUAGGUUUAACUUAAUGUUUAAGUUCCCUGUAUAAGAAAUAGAAAACAUGCGAAUCUUCUCAUUUCAUGGGAAUAUCCUGAGUCUGCAAUCACGGCUUCAAUUUUUGAAUUACAGAAUAAUUAGAUGCACUAUCUAGUGUAUAUAAGAUAUCUAUGGUAAAACGUUCGUGGAAAAAUCGUUAUUUUCAAAUGUAUUUGCGACAAUAUUUCCAAGAAUAUGAUUUGAAGUAUAAUAAUUAUACUGUAUAGUACGUGAAUUAUGUUAAUUUUUUGCCAAAUUUCUUGCAGGGUGUGAAAGGUCCAAUAAAAUAUGAGAAUUGUCUUCACAUUAUGGCGCAAAUUUCAUCUGCUAAUCCCGAAAUGUUCAUUGAUGGAGAAACGCCUCAAUUGAUACCAUUCUAUACCUUAGGCUUUAUAUACGUAUAUCUGUAUGUCUAUGCAUCAACAAUACUGACCACGACACAGCAAAAAAAUCAUUUUCUUAUUAUUAAGAAAACAAUUCUUAAUUUAAGAAAAUAUUUCUUAAAAUGAGAAACUAAUUUUCUUAAUAAGAAAAACGAUUCUUAAAAUAGGAAAUAUUUAAUUUGGGAGACAUUUUGUUCUUUUAUUUUUUCUUCAUAUCAAAUAAUUUUCUUAAGAAAAUAUGUUUUUCUUGUUUUAAGAAAUAGUUUCUUUCCGUGUUUUUCUUCGAACGAUUAAUUAAUUAAGUUAAUCUUACAAACAGGUUGGAGCCCGUUGAGGGUCAAGCCCCGUCAAGGGGUGCGAAGCUCCACGCCUUACGACUAUACAAAGCUCAAACAAAAAUAUCCUUUGGUUCCGGUUUUGUAUAUAUAUUCCUGAAAAAAUUAGGUCGGGGAAAUUAAAAAAAAUUUGGGGGGUUUACAUUGGUCAGCAUGGUACGAUUGCAUUGGCAAUUGCGCAUGCCACAACACAAACAUUUCAAAGAGCAAUAAAUGUGACGAAAGACGCAUUUUUCGCCUCACGUUUUCGCCAUAAGGCGAGCGACGAAAAAAAUAGGGUCAGUGGGUGAGCAAACAACCGUAACAUGAACAUUUAAAACAUAUUAGCACUGUUGAAUAUCCGGGCUUACCGAUCGAAAGCUUUGCAAUAAAUAUACGUGGUGUUUCCACAAACCAUAUAACUUAUAUUAUACUAUCGCCAUGCAAGACUACAAAGAGCGUAUGACAGAUUUGAAUGAUGUUAUGUUUUUGUGUUGUUUUUUUGUUUUCCUCAUUACAUUUUGAAGGGUUUUGAAAAAAUGCUUGUAUUGAAGUGCAGCGAUAAACACGAAUCAAGACGUAUUUCAGUGAUUGGCAACGUACUGGAAAUUGUGGCUGUAAGAUAUUACUUUAAUUCUUAAUCUUAGGCCUGAUUUGACGGAAAUGUCAAACGGUUUGGGGUGGGAUCCGUCGCCCCCGUUGAUCUUCCCUCCCCCCCCCCCCCCCCCCCCCCCCCCCCCCCCCCCUCCACCCUAUCGCACUGACUGUCUGAGCAGACUCUCUAAAUCGUAAAGUGAAUUUCCACCCUUGUUCUUAUUUCUUGUUUUACAUAUUACAGGCAAUAUCGGAUGUCAGCGAAGAUGGUGAGUGGAAACAAACUCAUUAAUAAUUCAUGAGUAUUUAGCCAACCGUAUUGCUUUAUUUCGCUCACAUGAUAAUACUGGAUACGUAUCCUGACGUGUCCAAAGGAGAAGUUUGCGCGUUAUUGGUUUGCCGGUGGACGCACUUCCUUCGAACUUUUUAACAAUAAACUUUAAAUUUUUAUUGUAAUUAGAUAUGUAGUUCAUAAUUUUAGAUUGAUAUUGUAAUAGGAAUGUUCGGUAUGAGAAAUUUCCGGUAUCGGUUACCGAAAAAAUUAUACCGAUAUUAUCAGUAUACCGGUUUUCCUUUGAUAAUUAUAAAGGAAAAUUCUUUAAUGGAAAUUUGAAGGAAAUUUUGAGUAAUUCUAAAAGGGAAAACGAUAAUUUUGAAGCUGUUUCGAAAUUUAAAUCAUUUCAUUAGAAAGUUCUUUGAAUUGCCAUUCAGUAGUAAAAUAAAGGUUAUGGUUUUGCCAUAUAGUUGGUAAAUGUAACACGGUAUACCGAAAAAUUCCGGUAUAUCGGAAAUUUCGGUAUAUCGGUAUGGCUGAAUAUCCGGUAUCGAUAUACCGAUAUUGAUUUAAUACCGAUAUUUUCGGUAUAUCGGUAUACCGAACAGUCCUAUAUUGUAAGUCCACUGUAUUUUUCUACCUAAGGUAGAUUAUCAUUGAGCUCUAUAUCAUUAUUAUAUUAUGUUGUUAUGAAGAUGAUACUAUGAUACGAUUGCAUUAUAUAGGUAAAUCCGCCGUUGUUGAUUUCGUCCUUCCCUGUCUGAACUUAUUGGCCGACAAGCAACAACAUAUCACAAUAAGAGUAGAGGUAAGGCUGGCUGGAAAGCUCUUCCGGCAGGGGAAGAUAAUUCAAGAUAAUUUAGCUGUACCUUAUUGAUACUCCGAUGAUUUUUGUGGCGUGGUUGGGCUGGUACAAACUUAAGACUAAAGGCGAACUUAAACCCCGGUCAAACGAGGAUGAGAGUUAGCAGUCACGCAUUAUUACGGGGGAAAUUUCAAGCCCUAGAUUAACAAAGUAAAGGUUUAAUGAGUGUUCCAACUAUGUUUUAACUUCAAUAGAAUACAUGAUAGUGUUGGGAAAGCAUUAAGAACAGCUGACCAAGGUCGCGUGAUUGACAGCUCUCAUGCACUCUCAUCCUCGUUUCAUCUGGGCUAAAGUCUUCAGCAAAGUUUUUCAAAAGAUAUCCAUCCUUUCAUCCACAAGAUAUCCAUCCUUUCAUCCAAAAGAUAUCCAUCCAAAAUAUAUUCAUCCUUUCGUCCAAAAGAUAUUCAUUCUUUCAUCCAAAACAUAUCCAUCCUUUCAUCCAAAAGAUAUCCAUCCAAAAUAUACUAUUCAUCCUUUCGUCCAAAAGAUAUUCAUUCUUUCAUCCAAAAGAUAUGAUCCAGAAUAUAUUCAUCCUUUCAUCCAAAAGAUGUUCAUUCUUUCAUCCAAAAGAUAUCCAUCCUUUCAUCCAAAAGCUUUUCAUCCUUUCAUCCAAAAGAUAUCCAUCCUUUCAUCCAAAUGAUAGCAUGAUCCAAAAUAUAUACAUCCUUUCAUCCAAAAGAUAUUCAUCCUUUCAUCCAAAAGAUAUCCAUCCUUUCAUCCAAAAUAUAUUCACCUCUCGUCCAAAAAAUAUCCAUCCAAAAUAUAUUCACCUUUACAUCCAAAAGAUAUCCAUCCUUUCAUCCAAAAGAUAUCCAUCCAAAAUAUUAUCAUCAUUUCAUCCAAAAGAUAUUCAUCCAAAAGAUAUCCAUCCAAAAUCCUUUCAUCUAAAAUAUAUUCACCUCGCGUCCAAAAAUAUCCAUCCUGUCGUCCAAAAGAUAACCAUCCUUUCGUCCAAAACAUAUCCAUCCUUUCAUCCAAAAGAUAUUCAUGCAUUCCGUAGUCUCAUCCCAUCCCUUGGCUAAUUUGAGCAAAAUGUAAGUACGCAUGCAGAUAACAAGAGUACCGCAUAUACCUAGUCAGUACGUGGUUCUUAGGUAUAAUAAUAUAUUGGUGUAUAACGUUAUGAUUCCGGCUCGAAAGGAAUAACUGGAUCAAGUGGUGUAAUCAGUUUGAGCUAAUAAUAACGAUUUAUUUUACGUUCUAUAGGCCAACCGGUUUCUCAAUGGUACGAUUGAAUCAUUCCUACGUUUAAAUAGAGAUCUUGAUUUACCGCAAUUGGCAUUUGUGUAA
This is a messenger RNA of Paramuricea clavata, 7977 nucleotides long. Lineage: Eukaryota; Metazoa; Cnidaria; Anthozoa; Malacalcyonacea; Plexauridae. The record is from the annotation of a GenBank genome assembly.